Molecule: messenger RNA, 734 nt
Organism: Fusarium graminearum PH-1
Lineage: Eukaryota; Fungi; Ascomycota; Sordariomycetes; Hypocreales; Nectriaceae
Exons: 3
Coding region: 150-500 (116 amino acids)
Source: RefSeq, a predicted model, not a curated record
GCAGGAAAAUAAUUAUCUGCGAGUUUACAUAUAUUUAACAAUUCUAUUGUGUCAGGUGGAGUUUCUGUAUCCUUCUCUCUACAUCUUCUCUCUACCACCACCUCUUCAUUCAAUCACCAGACUUCCAGCACACUCUCUCGACAAUCAACAUGUCGUCAUCUUCCGCCGAGCAGAGAAGCGAUCUCGAAGAGGAGCAGGUCGAUCAGGAGAAGCCUCAGCGCAAGACAAAGACCAAGAAGUCCAAGGGCGAGCGACGCAAGCGACGUGCCCGAUUCGACGACUACGAUGACGAGCAGGACAACCAAAUGUCCCAGAGCAACUACAACGCCCAGCAACAGCAGAUGCAGCAGCAACAACAACAGCAGCAGAUGCAACAGCAGGGUGGUGGUGGCGGUGGAAAGAGUGAUGCCCUUAGUCUGCAUCUCGAGUUGAACCUCGAGAUUGAGAUUCAGCUCAAGGCAAGAAUCCAUGGUGAUCUUACCCUAUGCCUACUCAACUAAACACCAUCGCUCGGUGUACUUUAUUAUAAUAUUCAUAAAUACUGCCUAUGAAUGACAAACGACUGUUGGAAUUAAACACGGCGUUGGGGUUUAUGACUGGAUUGCAUUUCCUAGGAUAUAUACAUUUACACACACAUGUGCUGGUACUCAAACAAUUCUCUAGCAUGUCCCGUCAGAGACAUAGCAUGAAUAUUUUAUAUACUUAUUUUACCAAUCAUACGAUUCAUUUAUCAA